GCUGCCCGCGGCCGCGGCGCUCAGAGCCGGCUCUGCAGCGCGGGGAGCGCAGCGCACCCGCCCCGUCCUGCCCGCGGAGCCCCCGGGACGGCAGCAUGACCUCGGCGGCGCUGGAGAUCCUGGGGCUGGGGCUGGGCAUCCUGGGCUGGGUGGGGGUGAUCCUGGCCUGCGGGCUGCCCAUGUGGCAGGUGUCGGCCUUCAUCGACGUGAACAUCGUGGUGGCGCAGACCAUCUGGGAAGGGCUGUGGAUGAACUGCGUGGUGCAGAGCACGGGGCAGAUGCAGUGCAAGGUGUACGACUCCAUCCUGGCGCUGCCGCCCGAGGUGCAGGCGGGCCGGGCGCUCACCGUGGUCGUGGCGCUGCUGGGGCUGGUGGCGCUGAUGGUGACCGUGGUGGGCGCGCAGUGCACCAACUGCAUCCGGCCCGGCAAGAUGAAGUCCCGCAUCGUGAUCGCCGGUGGAGCCAUCUACAUCCUCUGCGGGGUCCUGGUGCUCGUCCCGCUCUGCUGGUUCGCCAACAUCGUCAUCAGCGACUUCUACGACCCCACCGUGCCGCCGUCCAAGAAGCGGGAGAUGGGGGCCGCGCUCUACAUCGGCUGGGCGGCCACGGCCCUGCUGCUCUUCGGGGGCUGCCUCAUCUGCUGCUGCUCCUGCUCCCAGCGCGACGAGACCUCCUUCCCCGUCAAGUACUCGGCGCCGCGGCGGCCCACGUCCAACGGCGAGUACGACAAGAAGAACUACGUCUGAGCGGGGCCGCGCCGCUCCCGGCCCCGCGGGGACACGGACACACGGCCCCGCGGGGACACGGACACACGGCCCCGCGGGGACACGGACACACGGCCCCGCGGGGACACGGACACACGGCCCCGCGGGGACACGGACACACGGCCCCGCGGGGACACGGACACACGGCCCCGCGGGGACACGGACACACGGCCCCGCGGGGACACGGACACACGGCCCCGCGGGGACACGGACACACGGCCGCGGGCCGGGAGCGACAGCGCUCCCCUGCCCGGAGGCUCUUCCGAGCGGGCACCCCGUGGAGCGGCGGCCCCGGGCAGGGCAGCGCCCGGCGGGUCCGGCCGCUCCGCUGCGGGCAGCGCGUCCCCGGCCGGGGUGAGCGAGCGGCGCGGAGCCGCGGGGCAGCACCGGGACAUCCCUCCGGGCUCCGCCGCCCGCUCCCGGCCGUGCCCCGACACUCGUGAGUACUUCGCCGCCCGCUCUCGCCGCCGGUGCCUCUCGGCUGCUGGGACCGGCGUGGGGUGUGCGCUGUCGCCCAGGAGGAGAUUCCCAUCCGCGUUCUCCCUCCUGAGAGCCCGCGUCUGGCGGCUCCCGCUGCCGCUUUAACUGAGUAGGGGGGUUUGAUCUUCUGUUUGGGCAACUAAACUAGGGAUCCUGUCCAAAGCAUGUCACUAACCUUGAUCCUUAAUCCCGCUGGUUGUUUGGAGAAAGGUAUUUCACUUUCUUCAUUUGUUUCAGUCCCUCUGAGAAGUGAGUUGGUCUGUGUGCCUUUGAGACCUUGAAAGAGAUUUCAGGUGGUUGCUGUCCUUUAGUGGAGUACAAACCAGAUUAUACCAGGUUGCCCCUUGAGGUUCUUCAUCCCCUCUCCUCCACCAGCUUAUGCUCUGUUUUUACUUGAAUAUGAACUCAUUGCCAGAAUUAUCUGAGGCCUAGAUUCAGAGAUCUGGGAGAUCACUCUGUGUCCUGGCUCCAGCAGGGCCUCUGCUCCUCUCAUCUGCACUACAGGAGAUUGGAAGCAUAAAAAUUGCCCCAGAUACUGAUGGUUGGGGGUUGAUGCUUUUGUGGCCUUCUUGCCAAGCCCCGCUUGCUGCCAAUUUUGAAUUGUGUGCUCAGUUGGAUGUGCACUUGGUUGGCUCCCCACGAUGAUUUUGUUAACACGUGCUUUCCUUCAUUUACCAAAUCAAGCAAAAAAUUGCUAGAAGAAUUUUACCAAAAAUAUCUUGACUGAGACUUUAUGUCAGCUGAUCAGGAGAUGUGAAGUCCUGGCUCUCACAGCUCUCAGCUCCUGUGCCUUGCCCAGUAACACACUGCAGACUGGAAGGAAGAUACAUCGGGCAACAUAACUCUAAUUUUCUGAGCUCAACACCUGCAGAAAUUUGCCACAGCCCGGAAUACCAGCUUACACUUUUCCAUUUUACACUGCAGAGACAAGCGUUUUUUCAAGGGAGGGGUUAGAGGGAUGUGUGAAACUCCUCCACAGGAGUUACCUGUACACCAGCACAGGAUCCUGCUCCCACCCGUGGCAGCCUCUGCAUUGCCAUAAGGAGAUUUCUGCCAAGAGCCAGUGAGGAAAUGUGCUGUUUAUGUUCCUCAGAACACAACACUACAACCUCAUGGGUCCCUCAGAGUCGUGUAGCAGUACAGUGCACACCUGACCUGAGCAUUAACUCUUAUCUGAUAUCUCCAAGACUGGUGGACUGAUCAUAACUGUGGGUCUGUGACAGAUUGACAUGGACUGUGUUCCUGCCUUGCUUAGCAAACCCCGGGGGUAUCAACAUGUUCACAGACCAGAAUGAGAGACUAAAGCCUUGCCCCUGCAAAUUGUGAUGUUGAAUAUUGAGCACAUGAUUUACCCUUUUAAAGAUAACUGCUUUCAGUUUUUUAAGACAUAAAUAGCAGGGUCUGAGCCCAUCAGAGAACACAAAAGCAGAGCAAUAUGUCUACAAUUAGGUUUUUUCUAUAAAGAGGUGCAGUUCUUAUAUUGUCUGCAUUUAAAUAAAAGCUGUAAUAUUUUUGUUAUGAUGUGAUAUGUAGUUUUGGUACAAGAAUGAAAUAUUCCAUAUUUCAUCAUUUCAACUUUUUUAAACAGUGUAACCUUGUAAACCUUGUAAAAAUGUAUUUAAAUGCAUAUAUUUUGCAAGAAAUCUACCAAAGUUGGCUUGCUAUGUGGUUUGGUGCCUUUAUUUGUUUCAUGAUUAUUUUUUACUUUAAAUGAUAAUGUCCAGCUGUAUUUGUCACCCAGCCCAUAGACACACUACACCUUCACUCAGAGCUCUCUGAUGUCCAACAGAUAUCAGCCCAAAUCCUGGGCCUCGCUCUUUGGUCUCCAGUUAAAGAACUAAACCCCCCUGACAGAUGUGCCUGCACAUCUCUGUAGAGUAGAGCCUUCAGAAGUGCUGCAGAAUUUGGGGUCUGUCUGAAAGAUUAGAUCUUUCUGGACAGUGCUGCACUAGAAUUUCAAAUCAAACCAAAACUGGUGUCUGUGGUAGAGGGAGGGAAACCUACACCUUAGAAGGGAAUUUUCUUCAACAAGCCAAACUUCUUGAUACGUUUCUUUGUGUCAUGGCAGGGCUGGAUCCUCUUGUAACCAAAAUCUGAACCAAUUACACAACAGGAGCUCUUGGAAGAAGCCAGUGCUACCUGUGCAUGUGCUGCCAGACACAGCAUCAUCCUGCCACAAUAACUCACUGCUGGUGGAACAAGGUUUUGCUGAGGUCAGUGGGGCAGCACCCAACAAUACUGCAGGAAGUGGGGCCCAUCUCUGAAAAUGUUUUUAUAUUUAAUCUCAUCCUUCUUAGUUGUCGCUGUGCUUUACAAGAUAACCCAGAUGUUACUGUUACUGAUAGCACUGGCUUCCAGGUAAAAGUCAGCUGGUUUGCCCUAGGAUUUGUUUUCUAAGAGCAAAGACCUGGACCUGAACUUAAAAGCUUGGGACUGCUCAGGAUCAGGCCUGAACCUCACCCCAAUGAAAAGCCUAUAGCACUUGUUUACUAUUUUUAUUUUGUAUUUAUGUUUCUCAUAAAAAUAAAAACAUGUAAACCAA
Pseudopipra pipra is the source of this 3786-nucleotide messenger RNA. It is a transcript of the gene CLDN5, whose product is annotated as claudin 5. Gene Ontology annotation, molecular function: structural molecule activity. Bases 96 to 746 code for a protein of 216 amino acids. Gene Ontology annotation, cellular component: plasma membrane; bicellular tight junction. The transcript has a single exon. The record is from RefSeq and is a predicted model, not a curated record. NCBI's taxonomy places the organism in Eukaryota, Metazoa, Chordata, Aves, Passeriformes, Pipridae. Gene Ontology annotation, biological process: bicellular tight junction assembly; cell adhesion.